This is a messenger RNA of Trichomycterus rosablanca, 4260 nucleotides long. It is a transcript of the gene pacsin3, whose product is annotated as protein kinase C and casein kinase substrate in neurons 3. Gene Ontology annotation, biological process: plasma membrane tubulation; cytoskeleton organization; regulation of endocytosis. Bases 608 to 1915 code for a protein of 435 amino acids. NCBI's taxonomy places the organism in Eukaryota, Metazoa, Chordata, Actinopteri, Siluriformes, Trichomycteridae. Gene Ontology annotation, molecular function: phospholipid binding; protein binding. The transcript is spliced from 10 exons. The record is from RefSeq and is a predicted model, not a curated record. Gene Ontology annotation, cellular component: endosome; plasma membrane; cytoplasm.
GCCUCCUGAUUUCAACCAGGCUUUUUUAAUGCUGAAGCAAAAAAACAGACACAGCGUUUAAGCGGACGUGUACAGCCUGAAGAACUCUGCGACUCUGAAUGCUUAAUUCCUGUAAUUGGAUCAAUGGGAAUAAUGCUGAGCUACAUUGUGUAAAUUCGUCACAGAAACCUCUGCGGUGCUACAUGCCAGAUGCAGAGUGCUGCAAGGGAAUACUGUUUAAAUAACCGGAGCUGGACUUUGCUGUAGGUGCGUCUUGCACAUGUAUCUGAUCUUAACGGUUCGAUCCUGCCUACUUCUCGCUGUAGUGUGGUGUAUCGUUUCUCCGUUUAGUUUAGUUACCAUGGCAGGAAGGUAAGGCCUCUGGACGCCUUGUAAGCUCUCAGCAGGACUACACGUUUUGCACGUGUGUUCAUUUUGCUGUUCAGUGCAAGAGGAUAAACGCUGAGCCGGGUUCUGUAGAUUGUAAUUUAAAUUCGGCUGUGUGGUGACGCUGGAUGUGCUGAUUCAACCGGUGGACGAAAUCCGUGUCACACUGCGCUUCCUCUGCGGGAAACUUCCAAGUUGACAGAAAGCUGCAACCAUUCCGUGCUGCAAGAGUGACCCCAAAAUGUCUUCCAGUGGGGACCUGCAAGACGUUGGGAGCUACGGCAGCUUUUGGGAGCCAGGGAACUAUAAAAGGACGGUAAAACGUGUCGAUGACGGCUUCAAGCUGUGCAACGAGCUGAUCAGCUGCUUCCAGGAGCGUGCUAAGAUCGAAAAGGCCUAUUCCCAGCAGCUGAAUGACUGGGCAAAGAAAUGGAGGGGCGUGGUGGAGAAAGGCCCACAGUAUGGCACAUUGGAGAAAGCUUGGCAUGCGUUUAUGAACGCAGCAGACAAGCUAAGUGAGAUCCAUAUGGAGCUGAAGGAGAAACUUGUCGUGGAGGAUAGCGAGAAGAUCCGCAAUUGGCAGAAGGAUGCCUUCCACAAGCAGAUGAUUGGAGGAUUUAAGGAGACCAAAGAUGCAGAUGAGGGAUUCCGAAAGGCCCAGAAACCCUGGGUUCGCAAAUUUAAAGACGUGGAGUCGUCUAAAAAGAGCUUCAACCAAGCCUGUAAGGAGGAGCGGACAGCGGUGGCCCGUGAGACACACGCCAAAGCCGACUCCACCAAGUCCCCAGAAGAGGUUCGCAAGUUCACUGACCGAGUGGACAAAUGCACUCAGGAGACAGAGAAGGCGAAGGAGCGCUAUGAGAAAGCUCUGGACGAGUUGAACCGUUGUAACCCGCGGUACAUGGAGGACAUGGAACAGGUUUUUGAGAUCACUCAGGAUGCUGAAAAGAAGCGGUUGUGCUUCUUUAAAGAAGUGAUGCUGGAUAUUCAUCAGCAUCUGGACCUCUCGAGUAAUGGAAGGUUUAAGGCUUUGUACAAUGACCUUAACCAGACCAUUAAUGCUGCGAAUGACAUGGAGGACCUGAGAUGGUGGAGGAACACGCAUGGACCUGGCAUGAGCAUGAACUGGCCCCAGUUUGAGGAAUGGUCUCCAGAAGCUAACCGUUCUAUCAGUCGCAAGGACAAGAACGGUCACGCCGAGGAUGAGGUCACUUUGACUAACAUUGUGUCUGUCAGCAAUGAAGCUCCUCAGACCCCACAGGACACCAUCCGAGCUGCCAAAGACUACUCGUCGGACUGGUCUGAUGAAGAGAGCCCUAAGAAAUACGUAGCAACAAAUGGAGUGGAGGAGGAUGAGGAGGUAGUGGGUGUGCAAGUUAGAGCACUGUAUGAUUACACUGGCCAAGAAUCUGAUGAGCUGAGCUUUAAAGCAGGUGAUGAGUUGAUAAAGCUGGGAGAGGAGGAUGAGCAGGGCUGGUGUAAAGGGCAGCUGGACACUGGCGAGGUGGGUCUCUACCCUGCUAACUACAUCCAGGUCAUUGACUCCUGAUGACCCAACAUAACCAACCGUCUUCCUCAUGAAGGCCAUUCCAUCAUUAAACAAAACUGAACUGUGCCAGCAGCGCUUGCUAGAAGCCAGUGGCCCUGCCAACCAUCACUAUAUUUACACAGGAUCCACCAUUUGCAAAGUUCACAUCAGUUAAGCCUUGAUCCUGCUUUGUGACAGACCCACAGUUACAGUGCCUUGACUGGAAGAUCCCAGUGACCGAAACAUAGCAGAGAAGAUGAUUUAACAUUACCAUCACCACUGAUACGAUCGCUGGUAUAAUAACAGUCGUGUUGUCUAAAAGUGGUGGUAAUUAUAUUCGUCAGAUAUACUCAAGGGAUGUGUCUAAAGUUAAAAAAAUUAAUGUACUGUUCUUUACAGUUAUUUUUUCUACAGACUUGUAUAACAAAGAGCAAGUAUUUAUUUUGACCAGAUCAAGUUGCAUUUGCUUUUCUUUGUAUUUGGGUUUUAAAAUGUUCAAAAAAUUAUAUAUAAAUGUUUCUGUUUUUCUUGGAUUUUGGGCUGCAUUUACAAGGAAUUUUCAGCAUCCAUCAAAAAGUUUAUUGUUGCAUGAUGAUGGUUUCUUCCAGGAAUGAUUGUGACUGGAGAUUUUUAUCUCUAAAUUACAUAUAAACUAUCCUCUCAAAUGACAUACAUAUCUAUAGCUACUUGUUUAAAUGCAAUUGGCAAUGAUUGUGUAUUUAUUUGUCAGUUGAAGCCUAUUUGGUACAAUAGUAUUGUGGUUUAGGACAAAGCCAGACAUGAGCAUAGGCUUGUCUGUACUUGUGCACUCUAUGGGAACAGAAGACAGAGCAUAUUGUCAGUAAUAUUUAGUCAUUCAGUAAAAUGCAUAAAUGAAACAUUUUACAAUGUUUGAAUUUCCUGUCACAUAUUUUUUCUUCAGCUUGUUUUGGGUAGGUGGUAUGAAUAUGGAAUACCCAGAAGAAACCCACACAAACAUGGUGAUAACAUGUAAAACUCCUUAGAGACAAUAAUUGAUGUUGCUGUGUGCCAUAACGUUUGCUCGAAGUUGUUUUUUUAAUUCUUACUUUUAAACACAUGACUGGAGUGAUGAAAAUCAUUAGGCAUGAUUUAUUUGAUAUUCAUAUUUCAUUGCAUUUCUCUACAGUGCGACUUUUUUAGUGGUAAAUCUAAAUAGGUAACACUGUGUAAUCAAAAACUAGGUGUGUCCAAGCUGCUGCAGCUCUUUCAGAAAAGCCAUUUAAUUUAAGAUGCCUUUUAAAUACAACUCUGAGGAAUCAAAGCCAGAAUAUAUUUUUGUAUUAAAGUCCUAUUUGGUUACCAACAAUUCUUAUAAAAAUCAAAAAUAGCAAGUAAUACAAUUUACACGCAGCACUGAGAAUCAAAACUUGGCUAACGUUGCAUUAAAAUCUGAUAAAACCUUUUUUAAGUGUUUUUCAGUACUGUUUUAACUGAUGAUCAUGAAUAUUAAUUAACUAGUCAAUCAAAAUACUAAGAAAACGUCAGCAGCCAGUCUGGUGAGCAGUGUCAUAAAUCACAUACUACUGCACUAACGAUCUGUUUAGUACUUUAGUCUUGCUAGUUUCAUGACCAUUUAGUGUUACUCUUUCACCAGUCACUUCUAACAUUUGGACCAGAGUAUUACUAUCAAGUCUUCUAUUAAACAUUUAAAGAUUUGAUUAUAAUGAUUUGUGCAUCAAUAAAGAAUUCUAAGUGGAAAUAAUCAAGACACAUCUUAGAAUCGACUAGUGAGUGUGGUCUAUCGGCAUAUCAUUUACCAUUCUCACUGAAAUCAUUUACAACCUCCAUGUAAAAAGGAACAGACUUUGCUCUCAUGUUCAUCUUUAAUUUGAGCCCUGUGCUAACACUGAGACUCAGACUUGUUGUGGGUGGGAUAAUGCAUUAGACUAGUGCCACCCAACUGUACAUUUUUAGAGGAUGCUGAAAAUGUCCUUGUAAAUGCAGCUUCAGUCAAUAACAGUUAGGCUGUACAUUUGUUUUAGAUGCUGGUUAUGAGUCAAAGAAACAAGACAUGCCGCCUUAGAACUGCUCAGAACAUUGACUGCUUUAUAAUCUUUCAUUUAUGCUUCAUUUUCAUAAAUUAUAGGAUUUGUACAGUACAGAUAAAUUACUGAUCAAAUUGGGAAAAGGUUUUUUUUUUUUUUUUUUAACUGUUUUGAAUCUGACGUCUACAAUUUUUUAUGUUUGGAAUGGGGAAUUCCUGUCAUAUAGCUCUUUUAGUUAUAUCUCUAAUUGUACUAAGAGCAGAGCAGAAAAACUAAGAGCAGAGCAUGUGUUUGUGUAUAUAUAAUGUUUUCUGACUGUAUCGACAGAGUGAAUUGAAAUAAAUAUAAAUAUUCUAAUUU